CCGAGCCGCCGCCGCCGCUGCUGCUGCUCCUGCUGCUGCUGCUCCUGCUGCUGCGCCCGCCGGCCGGGGCUCCGGGCACCGCUCCCACGGCGGCUCCGGCGGACGCACCGAGCGGCCCUGCGCCGCUGCCCGAGCCCGGAGCGGACGGCGGCAUGAGGCACCUGCCCUACUUCUGCCGGGGCCAGGUGGUGCGGGGCUUCGGCCGCGGCUCCAAGCAGCUGGGCAUCCCCACAGCCAACUUCCCUGAACACGUGGUGGACAGCCUUCCCGCCGACCUCCCCACUGGCAUCUAUUACGGCUGGGCCAGCGUGGGCAGCGGAGACGUGCAUAAGAUGGUGGUGAGCAUUGGAUGGAACCCGUACUACAAGAACGUCAAGAAGUCCAUGGAGACCCACAUCAUGCAUACCUUUAAAGAGGACUUUUACGGGGAAAUCGUCAACGUGGCUAUUGUUGGCUACCUUAGACCAGAAAAAAACUUUGACUCUUUAGAAGCACUUAUUUCAGCAAUUCAAGGUGAUAUUGAGGAAGCUAAGAAACAACUUGAUUUACCAGAACAUUUGAAACUCAAAGAAGAUAAUUUCUUCCAGGAUCCUAAAAACAAAAUAAUGAAUGGCCACUGAGAGAAAAAAUCACCGUAUUUCUUCAUUCACUGUUUCUAGCAUGUCACUGUUAAUAACUGUGCAGUGUCCUCUAAGUUAUAUUGCAGAAAUCAAACAUUUCCCUAAAGCUGUGCGUUCAGCAGUACAGCUGUUUAAAUUAACCCAUCAUGCUUAGCGCUGGAAAGAUUCACUCAGAAAUCAAGGUUCUUUUUUUUUUUUUUUUUUCUGUAAUACUUUGAUUAAAAUGUAGCACCAGAAAGAUACGAAGUAUCUUACGGUGGGAAUGGAAUGUGGGUGGCUGUGGGUAAAAAGCGUGUCACCAGUGUAAGAUGGUCACCGUGCUUCGUGCCGGACCCCGGCGUGUGUGGUUGUGUAGUUUGUGCUGCUAAGCAGAAGGCUUAGGAAAGCUAAACGCACCAAACACAGGUUUGAUAGUUUACCGUAAGCCUGAGAGCUCGGAGAAGCCACACUUUGCAUUUUUGAUAUUUUUGUGCAUUCAUAUAUUAUUACAGAAAUGAAGGCUUUUGUGAGAUUUUCAUUUUACUCAUUUCCUUUCUUAUGACAUCGAAUCACUGUGCUGCUCGCUCAGUUUUGUGUCACACUGCCUUACUGCUAAGUGAGUCUGAGAGACUCGGAGCCUAGGAGUUUAGUAGCAGUCUGUUGAAUGUCUCGCAUCUGUAGGUCACAUUUAUAUUGGAUAGUCUUUGAUUCAUUCAUUUUUUAAAAAAAUAUAUAUGAGAGAGUCCUGCAGGGCCCGAGAGGAGGCCCUCGCUGAAGCAGAGGCCGAGAACUCAACCCAGGUCUGCUGCCUGCAGUGACUUGACCCAGCCCUGCUGCUUCCCAGUGUCAGUGUCGGCAGGAAGCUUGAGUCUGGAGGCCGAGCUGGGAGUCUAACACACACACUCCACUCCAGCCCACUGGUGUCUUUUCCCAGCGUCCUCGCUGCCUGGCCAGACUUCGGCCCCCUUUCCCUAACAGUGCUCGUUUUGCCUGACUUUGGCUCUUGUUUCCUUGAAAUCAUUGUCAGUGUCAAAGUUUUUUCAAGUUUGGAAUACCCUACCACCGUGCAUGUAAGAGAUCGCAUCUGUGUGUACCAUUCCAUCGUUUCAUGAGAAGUGAUUAAUUGCAUCAUCUGCUUUGCCUUUUCUUAAACGCCAUCAACAAACGUCGUUAGCCUUCCUCAAAGUUUAAAUGAGCACAUAACUGUGUGUUUGUGUUCUUAAAGACUCAAAAUACUCGUUGAAGAAGACUAAGGGCCAAUUAAACCAUGAAAUACUUAGAAAGUUAUUUAUUUUUAAUGCAAUUAUAUAUUCCUGAGCAAAUCUAAACUGUUGUAGUUGCGUAUGGACAGUGCAAUUUAAUGUUAAAGCGUGCUUGUAGCUUGAGGAAAGAAAUAAAGUUUUAGUUAACAAUGU
Molecule: messenger RNA, 2014 nt
Organism: Ochotona curzoniae (black-lipped pika)
Lineage: Eukaryota; Metazoa; Chordata; Mammalia; Lagomorpha; Ochotonidae
Gene: RFK
Product: riboflavin kinase
Exons: 4
Coding region: 153-620 (155 amino acids)
Biological process (GO): FMN biosynthetic process; riboflavin biosynthetic process
Cellular component (GO): mitochondrion
Molecular function (GO): riboflavin kinase activity
Source: RefSeq, a predicted model, not a curated record